GAUCAAGAACGCUGAGAGCUACACUGAGCCGGAGCUCGGAUGGGAGUCGUAGGCCGAGAGCUUCCAUCACCAGAGUGCAAGCUCUCCGGCUGAAAGCCUCCGGGAGGAACCCGGCCGGGACUUUCAACUUCCGUACGCCCUGAGAUGAGAACAUGAGUGUGAGCAGGUCAACCGAUGUCGUCGAAGGAACACUCUGCAAGUGGACGAACUUGUGGAACGGGUGGCAGCCCCGCUGGUUCGUCCUCGAGAAAGGAGUUCUCACCUACUAUAAAAGUCGAGAAGAAGUCUGUCAGGGCUGCAAGGGGAGCGUCAAGGUGUCUGCUUGUGAAAUUGUUCCUCAUCACGUGAACUCAAAGAGACUCGACAUCAUAAUUCCGUCGGAGCAGCAUUAUUAUCUUAUGGCCCAAUCCGAAACAGAGCGGCAGAUUUGGCUCGUUGCUCUGGGAAGUGUAAAACAAGCGGCCUUCUCGGCUGAAACCGCCACUGCAGUCUCGACGAACACGGUCCCUGAACUCGUGCAUUCGAUCAAGAAGAAGAAAACUAAGCUGCGUUGGUAUUGUGAUCAGCUCAUGCAACAGGUGCACACAAUAAAAAACAGCGAGGACGCGGAUGAGAGAGUAGAAGCGGCGGGACGCUUGAACGCAACAUGUGAUAUGUUCAUCCGCUGUCUUGAAGAUUGCGUGGACUACACUGAGUCCACGGCAGCCGAUGAUGGCGAAGCCAAGGAAAUUCGCUCCACGAUACCCGCUUUCAAUGGAGCGCAGAGCGCGAUAACAGGAAUGGUCGGCGCUCUGGAGAAGCAGAAGAAAUCUCAAAGGCCGUCAUCAACUUCGUCUCAGCACAGCGGCCGGGAUCGUAGCACUCGGACCGACUCCCUCAAUAUUAAGGACAAUGAUGAGUCAGAAUCACGAGGGGACGAAGUGUUCCUCGACCUGAACGGAAACAACGACGACUCAGACAGUCGACGAAUCUCUACUGAGUCCCUGAUCCAGAGAGAAAGCUCCGGAGCUGUUGCGCUCGUCGGUGGCUCAAGUGCGGAGGAUCAGGUUCCCACGUUUUUCACCUUGAUGGAGCAUUCCUUCACGAAGCUCAAGCUCGAGAGCAACGAUAUCCCUCUGGGGGAGUUUCUCCUCUGCUGCGAGGGAAUAGUACCAGUUUUCGACGUCCUCGGCUCUACGGCGUUUGCUCCUGUGAAAAUGGACAUACAAGGCAAUAUCAGCAAGCUACAGAAGCACGGAACGGAAACGGGAUGUACCUUCCUCCUCGCCCUAAUCCAACGCGAGCUGGACAUGAAAACGACGACACAGGCAGGUUCAGCGACGGACGCACUACUAUGGCUGAAACGAGCCCUCGCAUUCAUUCGUAUCUUCCUCCACGAGGCCUGUCAGUCGGCAGAUGUCGACUUGGCGCUGUGUGCGACGAAAGCCUACGGAGAAACCCUGAGAAAACAUCACAAUUUCGUCGUGAGGGGCGUAUUCUCCGUGGCGAUCCGAGCUCUGCCUUACUACUCGACGUUCGUCAAAAGUCUUGCCCCGUCGCCCGCCGUGGCAAAUAAUCCCGCCUACGAGACCACGCUGAAAAGCGAUGGAAUCGAGUACACCAAGCAUCUCCAGAUAGUCGUAACCACGAUCGACACCUUCUACGUGAGGAACGACAUCGUCUCCCCGCAGAAUCUCUGAUUCGGAGCGCACGACUCCGGAAGAGAUCAAGAACGAUUACGGACAUCGAAGUGAUUUCCUGCGACUUUCUCCGGGCGUUUUGUGAAGCCGAGAUACCGUCGAUAGCGAUAUCGAAGUUUCCCUGCUCAGUCGCGAUUUCCAAGCUAGUCAGAGUUACUCUCAAGACAUGCGGCACUAGUCUCUAUCGGCUAUCAGAGUCAAUCGAAGAUUUAUUGUAAGGUUCGGUUAAUUCAUUUUUCGAGGAAGUAUGUCAAUAAAGUUGUUACCGGA
Molecule: messenger RNA, 1949 nt
Organism: Galendromus occidentalis (western predatory mite)
Lineage: Eukaryota; Metazoa; Arthropoda; Arachnida; Mesostigmata; Phytoseiidae
Product: pleckstrin homology domain-containing family A member 8
Exons: 10
Coding region: 153-1679 (508 amino acids)
Biological process (GO): ceramide transport; intermembrane lipid transfer
Cellular component (GO): cytoplasm; cytosol; membrane
Molecular function (GO): ceramide 1-phosphate transfer activity; ceramide 1-phosphate binding
Source: RefSeq, a predicted model, not a curated record